Messenger RNA from Zophobas morio, 13809 nucleotides. Its product is annotated as dynein beta chain, ciliary-like. Bases 244 to 13809 code for a protein of 4521 amino acids. The transcript is spliced from 9 exons. The record is from RefSeq and is a predicted model, not a curated record. Gene Ontology annotation, biological process: microtubule-based movement. NCBI's taxonomy places the organism in Eukaryota, Metazoa, Arthropoda, Insecta, Coleoptera, Tenebrionidae. Gene Ontology annotation, molecular function: dynein intermediate chain binding; dynein light intermediate chain binding; minus-end-directed microtubule motor activity. Gene Ontology annotation, cellular component: axonemal dynein complex.
GCAAGUGCUGCGAGCUCCGUAGCAAGCGCCGCUCCAAGUGAAGCGAAGAAGGCUGCUGCUCCUAAAGCAGAAGCUGCCAAAGCUGAUGACACGAAAUCCGUGAAAUCCACAAAAUCUACCAAGUCGAGCAAAUCUAAAAAAGAUGAAAAGGCUCUUGACGAAGAAGAAGUCGAUGAAAGACUUGAAUUUAUUCUUUCGUACUUUACGAAAUCGUAUCGCCUGAAACAAGAAAAAUGGACGAAGAUGAUGGCAGCGGAUGAAAAUAAGAAAAUGAUUUUGAAAUUUUUGGACAACCCGAAAGAGAAGUUCUUGAUCAUGACUAUCACCGCUGCAGGACUAUUGACACCAUUUACUGAGUUCAAUAAUCAAAUCAAGUCUAAAUACACCUACUUUAUCAAAAAGAGGAAGGAAAAAGUGACGAUAGAUAAUUUCUGCGAUGUUGUGCUUUUUGGUGAUAUGGCAGGAAAGCCAAUUGAAGAACUGUCGGUUCUUUUAGACACUGUUCUAAUCCCGUUGCUGGCAAACCCUGGAAAUCAGACUAACUGGCCUCAAGUGGUUGCAGAUGAUGUUGUAGCUCAUGUCAGAACCUUCAGAAACGCAGUGGAACAACUUAAGGGUGCCAUGAAGAGCCAAACUGUGCUUCCAAUGCCUCAAGGCAUGUCGAAGCUUUUCGAAGCAAUCACCCAAUUUGAAGACUCUGAUGGUACUAGAACAGAUCUAGUUCUUAAAGCGUCGUUGGAAAGUGGUGUCACUAAAUGGUCAACUGUGUGCAACGAAAUUCUGCGCCAGUCUUCUACCAUUGCUUUCGACGGAGGAAAUCAUCCAUCGCCGAGUACCGAAGUGGCAUUCUGGAAAGCACGGUUAAAGAAUCUAGAGUUUAUUUACGACCAGUUGAGGGACCCUCGAGUCAAACAAAUGGCAAAGUAUCUUGAAAUGACCAAAAGUGCUUACACCUCCACGUUCAAGAAAGUCUUUAAAGAUAUAGUUGCUGGUGUUGUCGAGGCUAGAGACGUUUGCUUGUAUCUGAAGCCUCUGGUUCCCCAUUUUGCCGCAUUUGAGGACAACGAGCUUCUGGAAAAUGAGAACAAGAUUAAACCGUUGAUACACUGUAUGGGUCUGGUUUGGGCUAAUUCCAAAUACUACUGUUCCAAUGAAAAAAUGGUCAUUUUGUUUAGAGAAAUCGCCAAUAUGUUGAUAGACGCAAGCAAUCGUCAGUUGGAUCCUGAGUCUAUUUUUCAAGGAGAACCUGACGAAAUGUACGAAAAAAUUGUCAAAACUAUAGACAUUUUGGAUUUUUUUAUGGAAUCGUUUGAGUUUGUGAGAGAUAAUCUGGCUACAUAUUUCAGAAAAGAAGACGAAGAAAUGCCUCCUCUUUGGACGUUUCACAAAAGAACUGUUUUUCAGAGACUCAUCGACUUUGUCAAUCGCUUAAAAUUGAUAAAAGGGAUUCUCGCAACUAAUUUAGGAUUUAGUAAAUUAGAAAAGGUGGAAUUUGGUGGGAUCAAAGGAAGAUUGUUGUCUCAAAAGUGUGAACAAAUUUUUGACGAAUUUGGUAGCGCUUACAGCGUUUUUAAUAAUAUUCAGUACGAUCCUUGUGAUAUUGCUGACGAUAGUAUCCUUAGGGAUAAUGACGAGUUUUUUGCCAGAUGUGCUGAUUAUGAUAAAAGAUUAGCUGCGAUAUUUUCUCAAGCGUUUGACGAUUGUUACAAUCUUGAAAGUAUUUUCAAAUUCCUUGCAGUCAUUGGAAAUUUGCUUGAACGGCCUGUCAUCAGAAAUGAAAUAACACCAAAGUAUCAAAGGAUUAUUGAUAUUUUUAACGAAGAACUUGAUACGGUUAAAGUGAUCUACGACGAAGGAAAAAAGAAUGGAGUGCCUAUUGAUAAGAACUUUCCCCCAGUGGCGGGUACUUUAAUGUGGCUUUUCAAGCUGAGACAAAGAAUUGAAAAGCCUGGGGAAGAUCUGAAAUUACUUGAAGACGAUAUUAUUAAAGAAGAAGAGGCUCUUCACGUCUUUGAUAAAUACGACCAUAUGUUAAAAAUUCUGGAAACUGAUAGUCAGCAAACAUUUAAUAAAUGGUGUAAAUCAAUUCCAGCAGAGAUAGAGGCUAGUAUAGCAAAAUUCGAGUUGAUACGCAAACCGAACGAUUUAAUAUAUCUGAAUUUUGAUGAUCAGUUAGUCGCUGCUCUGCGAGAAGUCAGGUAUAUGAAAUUUUUGGAGCUUCCGGAAAUUCCUCCUGAGGCCGUUGAGUUGUAUGAAAAAGUAGAACUGUUCUUCGACUGCCAACAGAAGUUUAACAGAGUUGUGGAAUGGUAUAACCAUCUGAAAAUAAGUACACUGCCAGUGGAAUAUAAUUUAAUUGAGGCCGAAAUGAAAAAAGUUGAUGAAAUGUUAGAAUCAGUCAUAUCUGUUAUAACUUGGAGUACGCAUGAGAAUGAGACUUUAAUAGCGAUAUAUGAUAAAGUAAAAUAUCUUUACGACAGAAUUAACCAAUGUCAGAAGAAUCUGACCCAAAUUAAUACUGAAUUGGAUGCAUGGGUCAAUUUCCCUCUGUUCGAAAGAAGAGAGGGCAAGAAAGAAAAUUUGCUAUAUUUAGAAGAUCGACACGAACGUUCUAUCAAGCGAUAUAAUCAAAUUGAGACCACGUACGAGGAAGCUAAAAGAAUGUUGGCGGAGAAUUAUCGACUAUUCUUCGAUAUUCCUGAAGUUGUGGAAGAGCCCCCUCCUGAAGAAACCUCUCCGGAAGAAGAGUCGCCCACUGUUGAGACCCCAACUCCACGGAAAGGCAAAAAAGGGAAAAAAGAAGAUGACGAGAAAAAGGAGAAAGCAGACAAGAAAGAAAAACCGAAGAAAGAGAAAGAGCCGGAGAAAAAAGAAAAGGACAAGAAGGGAAAGAAAGGAAAGAAGAAGAAGAAGUCAGUUGAAGAAGAAGCGCCACCGCCAGAAGAAGUGGUAGUUGAUACUACUGAAAGCGAACGCCAAGCAAACUGGAGAAAAUAUUUGGAAUAUAUUGACGAACUUGUUAAAUCUAAGUUGAUCAAAGCGGUUUACAAUAGUUUAAUUUACAUUAUGAAUGAAAGCGGUGACGUAGUACCAGUUGUGCCUUUGUUUGAGUUAUCUUUAGAGCUUCACGACCCGAUGAUCAAUUUUGUACCAUCUAUCGACUUAACAGACGAGGACAAUUUUGUUGAAGAUAUGACAGCCUUAAUUGAGGAUAUCUUUAAAAUGGGAGAAGUUAUGAAGCGAAUUGAUCCAGAGAGAGAGGAAUCUGAUUAUUUUAAAGACGUUAAAUCUGAUCCUACUUUAGCUAAAAUGACUGAAGAGAUUUUAAGCAGGGUUAUGCUUAUGAGGGAAGAUGCAUACGAAUAUCUUAAGGAGUUUGACGAAUACGUACAUUUCUGGACUGACGAUAGACAAGAAUAUCUUCGACAAUUCUUAAUGUUCGGCAGACUUUUGAGUCAAGAAGAACUCGAAAGAAUUGCGGAACUUAAAGAAACUCCCCCCACUGUUCCUCAGUUUAAGGAACAAAUUGACCAUUACGAUGACAUGUAUAAAAAAAUAGAGGGAAUGGCUGAUGAUCACAUAUUAGAUGGUGACUGGACGAGAGUUAAUGUUAGACCUUUGAAGCAGGCUAUUCUGAAUACCAUUUGUAAAUGGGGUAACUUGUUUAAACAACAUCUUUACGAUCGUGUUAUUAAUAGUCUAAACGAACUGGAUAGUUUUAUCGUUGAAGCCAUUCAAGCCAUGCAAGUAGAACUCGCGGAAGAUGAUUACGAUGGUUUAAUAAAAGUCAUGGGUUAUCUAUUUAAAGUCAAGGAAAGACAGCUAGAGACUGAUAACAUGUUCGAACCGCUGAAAGAAAUCAUGGAUUUACUUUUUGAAUACGGAAUGGAAUUUCCUGAAGAGGUACACGUUCAACUUCAGGAGAUCCCAGACAGAUGGCAGCAGUGCAAAAAGGUUGCCGCAACAACGAAACAAAAUGUUGCUCCACUUCAGGCUCUUCAAGUCAACGCGAUCAAAAGACGUAUUAGCCUGUUUGAAAUACGACAAGUUAUGUAUAGAGACAUGUUUAAAAAGCUUCCAUUUUUCAACUGGAACUGCAAAAAUGUCUAUAAAUUGUUAGACAAAACAAACGGUGAACUCGUGGAAUUAGAAGCUGAGAUGGUGAAGUUACAAGAACAAGCUAAUUUGUUUGAACUGACACUGCCUGAAUUCAAACCUAUGAAUUCUGCACGGAAGGAAAUCAGGCAAAUUAAACAACUGUGGGAUUACGUUUUUAUAUUUAGAUCGUGUAUCGACGAGUGGAAGAAAACACCUUGGAAGAAAAUCGACGUUGAGGCUAUGGAAAUGGAAUGCAAGAAAUUCGCCAAGGAAGUCCGUCAAAUGGACAAAGAAUUGAAGGCUUGGGAUGUUUACGUUCAGCUAGAAGCAGCAAUUAAAAACAUGAUGACUUCUUUGAGAGCAGUAACGGAAUUACAAAAUCCAGCGAUUAGAGAACGACACUGGAAACAACUUAUGCAGGCAACAAAGGUCCGCUUUGUCAUGGACGAUUCCACAACUCUCAGUGAAUUACUUGCUUUGAAUUUGCAUGAAUACGAGGACGAAGUCAAGAACAUCGUUGAUAAAUCCGUGAAAGAAAUGGCGAUGGAAAAAAUUCUCAAAGAAUUAAACGCAACAUGGGUUAACAUGUCCUUCGCUACGGAGGUUCAUGAGCGGACUAACUUGAAACUUUUAGUGGCAUCCGAAGAAUUAAUAGAAACGUUGGAAGAAAAUCAAGUGGCGCUCCAAAAUAUGAUGACGUCUAAGUUCAUCGAUUUUUUCUUGGACGAAGUUUCCGACUGGCAGAAAAAACUGUCGAACGCCGAUCAAGUCAUCCAAGUUUUUUUUGAAGUGCAACGUAAAUGGUGUUACUUGGAGAGCAUUUUUAUAGGGUCUGAAGAUAUAAGAAGUCAGCUACCUGAAGAUUCGAAGCGAUUCGAAAAAAUAGAUAGGGAUUUUAGAGAAGUUCUCAAUGAAAUGUUGAAAGACUUGAACGUGAUACGAGCCACGAACAAACCAGGGCUUUAUGAUAAACUUGACGGGAUUUUGUCACAGUUGAUUUUGUGCGAAAAAGCAUUGAAUGAUUAUUUGGAUACGAAGAGGUUGGCAUUUCCACGAUUCUACUUCGUGUCUUCCGCAGAUUUGCUAGAUAUUCUUUCUAAUGGAAACCAACCUGAUCUGAUUCAGAGACACUUAACAAAGUUAUUUGACUCUUUAGCAAAACUUAAGUUCGAAAAAGACGGCGGCAAAAACACAAAAAGAGCCUUCGGAAUGAUAUCCAAAGAAAAUGAAGAGCACGUACAGUUUAGUCAAACUUGUGACUGUUCGGGGAAGGUUGAAGUCUGGUUAAAUCGCGUUAUAGACGUAAUGAGAAAAACCCUACAAAGCUGUUUUGCCGAAGCAAUAUCAACCUACGACGAGAAACCAAGAGAAGUUUGGAUCUACGACUAUCCGGCUCAACCUGCCCUUUGCGGUACCCAAAUCUGGUGGACGACUGAAGUGAAUUUAGCUUUCGCACGAUUAGAAGAGGGUUACGAGAACGCUUUAAAAGACUACCAGAAAAAACAAAUAAAUCAGUUAAGCGCUCUCAUUAAUUUGCUAUUGGGGGACUUAACUGCAGGUGAACGUCAGAAAAUUAUGACCAUAUGUACCAUCGACGUACAUGCGCGAGAUGUAGUGGCGAAAAUGAUACAAAUGAAAGUGGAAAACUCACAAGCGUUUCAAUGGCAGAGUCAGUUGCGACAUCGAUGGGACGAUAAGAUUAAAGAUUGUUUUGGAAACAUCUGUGAUGCUCAAUUUAGAUAUCAGUAUGAAUAUUUGGGUAAUACUCCACGCUUGGUGAUUACCCCUCUGACUGACAGGUGUUACAUAACUUUAACACAAAGUUUACACUUGAUAAUGGGUGGGGCACCCGCCGGACCCGCAGGAACCGGGAAAACCGAAACCACUAAAGAUCUAGGCAAAGCCUUAGGGGUGAUGGUAUAUGUCUUUAAUUGUUCAGAACAGAUGGACUACAAGUCGAUCGGAAACAUCUAUAAGGGACUUUCGCAGACGGGUUGCUGGGGAUGCUUUGACGAAUUUAAUCGUAUCUCGAUCGAAGUGCUAUCGGUGGUAGCGGUGCAGGUAAAAAAUAUCCAAGACGCUAUUAAAAAUAAAAAGUCAAAAUUCCUUUUUUUGGGACAAGAUAUCGUCUUGGUACCUACGGUGGGGUUGUUCAUAACUAUGAAUCCUGGUUACGCUGGACGAACAGAACUUCCAGAAAAUUUGAAGGCUUUGUUUAGGCCGUGUGCAAUGGUCGUCCCGGAUUUUGCUUUAAUUUGCGAAAUUAUGUUGGUAGCAGAGGGUUUCCAAGAAGCUCGUCUUUUGGCUAGAAAAUUUAUCACCUUGUAUACCCUUUGCAGAGAACUGCUGAGCAAGCAAGAUCACUACGACUGGGGUUUAAGGGCCAUCAAAUCCGUCUUAGUUGUCGCUGGGUCUUUAAAACGCGGUGACAGGCAACGACCCGAAGACCAAGUGUUAAUGCGAGCGUUGCGCGACUUUAACAUUCCUAAAAUAGUCACCGACGAUCUUCCGGUGUUUAUGGGACUGAUUGGAGAUUUGUUUCCGGCUUUGGAUGUUCCAAGGAAACGAGACGUGGAUUUUGAAAAGAUGAUUAAGAAAUCAGCGAUUGAUUUGAAGUUGCAACCAGAAGAUGGCUUUGUUUUGAAAGUGGUACAGCUGGAAGAACUGUUUGCUGUGAGACAUUCGGUUUUCGUUGUUGGUAAUACAGGUACGGGAAAGACUAUGGUGUGGAAAACUUUAAAUAAAACUUACCACAACCAGAAGAGGAAACCGGUGUAUAACGAUUUGAACCCUAAAGCUGUCACUAAUGAUGAAUUAUUUGGAGUAAUUAAUGCGGCGACCAGAGAGUGGAAGGAUGGUCUUUUUUCGGUUAUUAUGAGAGAUCAGGCUAACAUGACUGGAGAUGGACCUAAAUGGAUAGUUCUGGAUGGUGAUAUUGAUCCGAUGUGGAUCGAAUCCCUGAAUACUCUGAUGGACGAUAAUAAGGUUCUUACUCUUGCUAGUAACGAACGUAUUGCUUUGACACCAAUGAUGAGACUGUUAUUCGAAAUUGCGUCACUAAGGACGGCGACUCCGGCUACUGUUUCUAGGGCUGGUAUUCUAUACAUAAAUCCGGCCGAUUUAGGGUGGAAUCCGUUCGUAGCUUCUUGGAUUGAUACCAGAACGCAACAAAACGAAAAAGCAAAUCUUAUUAUUCUUUUUGACAAAUACGUACCACCAUGUCUUGAAAUAUUGCGUCAUAAGUUGAAAAAAAUCACACCCAUAUCCGAAAUAGCUCACCUGGCAAUGUUGUGCCACCUUUUAGACUGCUUUUUAACUCCACAAAACGUGCCCCCGGAUUGUCCGAAAGAAUGGUACGAAAUUUAUUUUGUGUUUUGUACUGUUUGGGCGUUUGGAUCUGCCUUGUUUCAAGAUCAGAUAGUAGAUUGGCGCAAUGAAUUCAGCAAAUGGUUUAUUAACGAAUUUAAAACUAUUAAAUUUCCAGUUACCGGAGGAAAUGUUUUCAGUUAUUAUAUAGAAGAAGAAAAUAAAAGAUUUGUUCCAUGGAUCGAGCUAGUACCUGAAUUUGAACUCGAUACAGACAUACCUCUACAAGCGACGUUGGUCAAUACCCCCGAAACAACAAGAAUACGAUUUUUUAUGGACUUGUUGAUGGGUAAGAGGAUUCCUGUGAUGCUAGUAGGUUCUGCUGGAAGUGGGAAAAGCGUAAUCGUUGCCGACAAGCUUCAGAAUCUCUCCGAGAGUUACGCUGUUACAAACGUGCCGUUCAACUUUUACACAACUUCGGAAAUGUUGCAAAGGAUUUUGGAAAAACCUUUGGAAAAGAAAGCAGGUAGAGUAUUUGGUCCGCCUGGAAGUAAGACCAUGAUUUAUUUUAUUGAUGAUUUAAAUAUGCCAGAAGUGGACAAAUACUUCACUGUACAACCUCACACUUUGAUUAGACAGUAUAUGGAUUACCAGCACUGGUACGACAGACAAAAACUUACAUUGAAAGACAUCCACAACGUUCAGUUUGUUUCUUGCAUGAAUCCGACAGCCGGAUCAUUUACCAUCAAUCCUAGACUACAAAGGCAUUUCUGUACUUUUGCUGUAAGUUUUCCAUCAACUGACGCGUCAAUCCAAAUUUAUCAUAGCAUUAUCAGUCAACACCUUGAAGCCGAACAAAACAAAUUUAACCGAUCUAUUCCGAAGUAUUGCGAGAGCUUAGUAAACGCAGCGGUGUUUUUGCACCAGAAAGUCGCAACUACUUUUCUUCCGACUGCUAUUAAAUUUCAUUACACAUUUACUCUGAGAGACUUGUCGAAUAUCUUUCAAGGUAUGUUGUUCAGCACUGGAGACGCUAUUAAAACUCAAACUGAUUUAAUGAGGCUCUGGAUCCACGAAUCUAACAGGGUAUACGGAGACAAAUUAGUAGAAAAGCGGGACUUGGAUACAUACAAGAAGCUUGUUAUCGACUCGGUUAAAAAAAAUUUUGAAGAGUUUAACGAAAACGAAGUGUUUGAGGAACCUUUGAUUUUUUGUCACUUCGCUGAAGGUAUGGGAGAUCCGAAAUAUUUUCAAAUUCAAGAAUUCCAGCAUUUAAGUAAACUUCUUCAGGAAGCAUUAGAUGGUUACAAUGAUUUAGUGAUGGCAAUGAAUUUGGUCCUGUUUGAAGAUGCAAUGUAUCAUAUCUGUCGUAUUAAUAGAAUAAUGGAAGCUCCUAGGGGCAAUGCGUUGCUCAUUGGAGUUGGUGGUUCUGGUAAACAGUCUCUGACAAGACUUGCCGCUUUUAUAUCGUCUUUUGAAGUUUUUCAAGUUCAGUUAAAGAAAGGAUAUGCCAUUGCUGAUCUUAAAGCAGAUUUGGCUACGUUGUAUUUGAAAGCAGGUUUGAAGAGUGUUGGUAUUGUCUUUUUAAUGACUGAUGCCCAGGUUCCUGAGGAAAUUUUUUUGGUGGCUAUUAAUGACAUGCUAGCUUCUGGAGAAAUCAGUGAGUUAUUGCCAGACGAAGACGUCGAAAACGUUAUCAGUGCGCUUAGAACCGAAGUGAAAAGUACUGGAGUCCAAGACACCAGAGAAAACUGUUGGAAAUUUUUUAUCGACAGAGUCAGAAGGUUGUUAAAAACAGUAUUGUGCUUCUCACCUGUCGGUUCUACUUUAAGAGUGCGCUCAAGAAAAUUUCCAGCACUCGUAAACUGUACAUCCAUAGAUUGGUUUCAUGAAUGGCCUCGAGAGGCUUUAGAGUCUGUGUCUAAGCGAUUUUUGGCGGAAAUUGAAGUCCUUCCAGAAGAUCUAGUAAUAUCAGUUUCAACUUUCAUGUCCGACGUACACGAAAGUGUGAAUAAAAUGUCUGAAAUGUACUUACAAAACGAAAAACGUUACAAUUAUACGACUCCUAAGUCAUUCUUGGAGCAAAUAGCCUUGUAUGGAAAACUUUUAUCGGAAAAGACCAAAGCUUUGGAAGAUAAUAUCGAGCGCUUGGAAUCUGGCUUACUUAAAUUAGCUUCUACUUCUGAAGAAGUUGACGGGUUAAAGGAGGUACUAGCGGUUCAAGAAGUCGAAUUGAACGUAAAGAACGAGGCAGCUGGAAAGUUGAUUGCUGUUCUCAGUGCCGAAAACGAAAAAGUCGCGAAAGAACAAGCCGUUGCUAGUGAGGAAGAAGCCAAAGUAAAAGUGAUUGAAGAAGACGUUAGCGUAAAACAGAAGAUUUGUGCUGACGAUUUAGCAAAAGCUGAACCAGCUUUAAUAGCAGCCCAACACGCUUUAAAUACCUUAAAUAAAAAUAAUUUAACAGAACUUAAAUCUUUCACUCAACCACCGGAAGCGGUAGUUACUGUGGUAAGUGCAGUGCUGAUUCUAUUUUCAACGAAAGGUAAAAUACCCAAAGAUCGUAGCUGGAAAGCCUGUAAAGGAAUGAUGACAAGAGUAGAUAAGUUUUUGGAAGACUUAAUUCACUACGACAAAGAGAAUAUGCACCCUGAUAUAGUUAAAGCUACCCUGGAAUUGACCAAACAUCCAGAAUUUAAUCCAGACAAAAUUUUGAGCAAAUCUAUCGCUGCAGCGGGACUGUGUGCUUGGGUUAUCAAUAUUUUGAAAUUCUACGAUGUUUUUGUGGUUGUUGAACCGAAAAGAAAGGCACUGCAAAAAGCAAACCAAGACCUGUCAGAAGCAAGAGCUAAACUUGCUGAAUUGAAUGAUAAACUGAAUUACUUGGAAGCACAACUGGCCGUUUUGAAAGCAGAAUUCGACGAGGCCAUAGCUGCUAAAAUGAAGUGUCAGGCUGAAGCAGACGCGACUACUCGAAUGAUAGAUUUAGCCAACCGGUUGGUUAACGGUCUUGCGUCGGAAAAUAUUCGUUGGAGAGAACUCGUGAAACUUUACAGGCAGUUAAUAAAGACUUUACCGGGAGAUGUCUUAAUGAUAACAUGUUUCAUUUCUUACGUCGGAUGCUUCACUAGAAGAUACCGGGCCGAACUAGUCGAUAAGUAUUGGGCGCCGCGUCUGAAAAAUAUCGAGCCAAAAAUUCCGAUGACUGAUGGUUUAGAUCCUCUGUCACUCCUUACAGACGACGCCAUGGUAGCACAGUGGAACAAUGAAGGACUACCCAAUGACCGCAUGUCAACAGAGAAUGCUUGUAUUUUGACGAAUUCUGCACGUUGGCCAUUGAUGAUUGACCCUCAGCUACAAGGGAUUAAGUGGAUUAAAACAAAAUACGGAGACACUUUGACUGUUAUUAGACUGAAUAUGAAAAAUUAUUUAGAUACUAUUGAGAGGUGUGUUAGCGAUGGAGAGGUCAUUUUAGUAGAAAACAUCGGAGAAACUAUUGACGCAGUUUUGGAUAAUAUUCUUGGAAGAGUGUUAAUAAAAAAAGGCAAAGCCAUUAAAAUUGGGGACAAAGACAUUGAUUACAAUCCUAACUUCAAAAUGAUUUUGCAAACGAAAUUAGCGAAUCCUCAUUAUAAACCAGAAAUACAGGCCCAAACGACUCUGAUUAAUUUCACAGUAACACGAGAUGGAUUAGAAGAGCAGCUCUUAGCCGAAGUCGUCAAAGUAGAACGUCCGGAUCUAGAAUCCUUAAAAUCGUCAUUGACCAAACAACAGAACGACUUUAAAAUAAUUUUGAAAAAAUGUGAGGAUAAUUUAUUGUAUCGUUUAUCGUCAGCCACCGGCAAUAUCUUAGGAGAUGUCGAACUGGUAGAAAACUUAGAAACCACAAAGAAAAUGUCCACCGAGAUUGAAGAAAAAGUGAAAGAAGCUAAAGUAACUUCCGUUCAAAUUGACGAGGCACGUGAACAGUACAGACCAUGUUCUGCGAGAGCAUCUCUUCUGUAUUUUAUUCUCAACGACUUAUGCCGCAUUAACGCGAUAUACCAGUUUUCGCUAAAAGCUUUUAGUGUGGUGUUUAAGGACGCUUUGGCCAAAGCAAAACCUGCAGAGAAGCUGAAAGAACGAGUCGUUAAUUUACUCGAUAACAUAACUUUCUCCGUUUUUAUGUACACCACUCGAGGUCUUUUUGAAUGUGAUAAACUCACCUUUAUGGCACAGAUGGCAUUCCAAAUUUUACUUCAUUCAGACGAAAUUGAUCACGAGGAGCUGGAUUAUUUGUUGCGAUACCCAGUGGUGCCAAAUCUGACAUCGCCAGUUGAUUUUUUAACGAAUCAGUCGUGGGGAGGAAUCAAGGCACUAGCGGAGUUCGAGGAGUUCAGAGGUUUAGACAAAGACUUGGAGGGAUCAGCGAAACGUUGGCGAAAAUUUGUGGACAGCGAAUGUCCAGAAAAAGAAAAGUUUCCUGGCGAGUGGAAAAAUAAAACGUCACUACAACACUUAUGCAUGAUGCGAGCCCUAAGACCGGAUAGAAUGACAUAUGCUGUGCGUGUUUUCAUAGAAGAAAAACUUGGUUCUAAAUAUAUCACGGCUAGAAGUGUGGAAUUUGAAAAAUCGUACGAAGAAACGAGUUCGUCAACGCCGGUGUUUUUUAUCUUGUCACCUGGAGUUAAUCCUUUGAAAGAUGUAGAGAAGCAAGGAAAAAAGCUGGGUUUUACUUUGGAUCAAGGGAAUUUUCAUAGCGUGUCACUAGGACAAGGGCAAGAAAUAGUGGCCGAAAAUGCUUUGGACCUGGCGGCGGAGAGAGGCGAUUGGGUGAUUUUGCAAAAUAUUCAUCUAAUACAGAGAUGGUUGGCUAGUCUAGAAAAGAAGAUGGAAUACUGUGCAGAGUUUGCUCACCCGAGUUUCAGGUUAUAUUUAAGUGCUGAGCCGGAUGCCGACCCUUUAGUUUCUGUGAUUCCACAAGGGAUAUUAGAGUCAUCGAUCAAAAUUACGAACGAGCCACCGACGGGAAUGUAUGCUAAUUUACACAAAGCUUUGGAUAAUUUCAAUCAGGAAACGCUAGAAAUGUCUACUAAAGAAGCCGAGUUUAAAGCUUUCUUGUUUGCUCUGUGCUACUUUCAUGCAGUGGUGGCUGAACGAAGAAAAUUUGGUGCCCAAGGAUGGAACAGGAAUUAUCCUUUCAAUGUUGGCGAUUUAACAAUCAGCGUCAAUGUCUUGUUCAACUAUCUGGAGACAAAUAAUAAGAUUCCGUAUGAAGAUUUGCGCUAUCUGUUUGGAGAAAUCAUGUACGGGGGCCACAUUACUGAUGACUGGGACAGGCGCCUAUGUCGCACUUAUUUAAUAGAAUAUAUGCAACCGGAAUUACUAGAGGGUGACCUACAAUUUGCCCCAGGAUUUUACGCUCCACCUAAUAUCGACUACAUCGGUUUUCACCGAUACAUCGACGACCGAUUACCAACUGAAAGUCCUUACUUGUACGGUCUUCACCCGAAUGCAGAAAUCGGGUUUCUGGCACAGAUCUCAGAGAAAAUGUUUCGAACCAUCUUUGAGCUGCAACCUCGAGAUACGGGAGCUCAGGCCGGAGCUGCAUUUUCCAAAGAAGACAAGGUGAGAGGCAUACUUGAAGACAUCUUAGAUCGGCUUCAAGAUGAAUUCCCAGUUGCUGAAAUGUUAGCCAAAGUUGAAGAUAGGACACCGUACAUAAUAGUAGCGUUCCAAGAAUGCGAUCGCAUGAAUACGCUAACCCGAGAAAUGAAAAGAUCGUUAAGAGAACUCGAUUUGGGUUUAAAGGGUGAAUUAACCAUCAGUUCUGACAUGGAAAUUCUACAAGAAUCGUUAUUCAUGGAUAACGUGCCGGACACCUGGUCCGUAAAGGCGUAUCCUAGCAUGCUACCACUAGGACAAUGGGUUGGUGAUUUGGGUGCGCGGAUCAAGGAACUGGAAAAUUGGGUGACAGAUUUUUCGAUGCCACCUGCGAUUUGGCUGGGCGGAUUUUUCAACCCUCAGUCUUUUCUUACAGCUAUUAUGCAGCAAACUGCGAGGAAGAACGAGUGGCCUUUGGAUAGAAUGUGUCUUUUGACUGAUGUGACUAAGAAAACUAAAGACGAGUUCAACGCUGCACCUCGAGAAGGUGCCUAUGUUCAUGGUCUGUUUAUGGAAGGAGCUAGGUGGGAUAUCCAGCUCGGUAGCAUCGCGGAUGCCAAACUUAAAGAUUUAUUCCCGGUAAUGCCGGUCAUCUUCAUUAAAGCUAUAACGCAGGAUAAACAGGACUUGAGAAAUAUGUAUGACUGUCCUGUUUACAAGACUCGAUCGCGAGGACCGACUUUUGUGUGGACUUUUAAUCUGAAAACAAAGGAAAAAGCUUCCAAGUGGACACUUGCAGGUGUAGCAAUCUUGCUGCAGAUUUAG